Messenger RNA from Armigeres subalbatus, 3882 nucleotides. RefSeq names its product beta-1,4-mannosyltransferase egh. The record is from RefSeq and is a predicted model, not a curated record. The transcript has 3 exons. Gene Ontology annotation, cellular component: cytoplasm. Gene Ontology annotation, molecular function: beta-1,4-mannosyltransferase activity. Bases 1048 to 2424 code for a protein of 458 amino acids. Lineage: Eukaryota; Metazoa; Arthropoda; Insecta; Diptera; Culicidae.
GUUGUCACGCUCGAUCCAAUCGCUCGUUCUGAGUGUCGCAUAUUUUCGUGUUUGCCAUUCAUAUCUACACUACAGUUGUUGUGGUGGAGGUAUUGCGGCGAGAAUCAAGAUAACACACCCAUCCCCGUUCAGAGGCUAAAUGUUGAAUGUUGAUAGCACUGGUGAAAUCUAUCAGUGUUGAUACGGCUGCUCACUAACGAUGUCGGCGGUGGCGACGACGGGACGAUUUCUGGCAUGACAUAGUCGUGUGUUGCAUAAUCGAAAGUAAGAAAACGCGUGCGCGAGAGUUGCAGGCAUUUCUAUAGUGUGUAAUAGAAAUCCCUUUUGCUGCACUGUCCGUGACUGCUGACGACGAGACGCAGGUCAUAGGACACACUCUACAACCUUUUGCUCUUUGCGGAGUGUAAAGUACGUCUGUUGGAGAAGCUUUCGAGUGCAUGAAAGAAAAAAAAACGGCUACGAGCUCUAUCGCCGUCACCACAAGUCGACUUCAAUUUGUUUGCAGUAUUACUUUAUUAGUCUGAAGGACGACUUGCCGGUUUCUGUUUGUAAACCGGGAGCAGGUGUCGGGUUUACGAAGUUGCCCUGGCAGUGAUUUGCGACUGCCAGCCACACACACCGAAGGCGGUCCUGCAUUAUAAAUCAGCUGUUCAGUUCAAGUUUAUGCAGGGUAUCACUCGAUUAGACAGUCACACUAUUCCUUCAAAACGAUACCGAAGCGAAUCAACAUCAGCAGAACGACCGGGCGCAAUGUCUCGCCGCAAUUCAUCGAGCUUGCAACGUAGGCCAUCCACUAGGACUACGUCCGAAACCUGAAAUCAGCGCUAAGAAAUCUAUCACCAUAGUUGUUGGUGAAGUGAAUCAAUCAAAUGAUGAAGUGAAGGAUUAGCAUUACAGUGAAUCACAUCACAUCCGAAUAAUCUUAUUUUUUCAACUACGUUGCCGCGAGUGAGAAAAAUUAUCAGAAAAGUGUUCAUUGAUUUAAAACGCGAAAAGUGUAAUCGCGUUUAGGAAAACACAUCACCAGUUAGAACAGCAGAGCAGAAAAUGCUGAAUUCCAUUUCGAAGCAUCUGCUGCACUGCACGUUGCUCAUCACGUUGCUUAUAGUGUUUGAAGUGUUUUCCGGUGGAAUAAAAAUCAACGAGAAUAGUUUUGUGGCGAUCGAUCCCUGGGAAGAGUACGGCACGAUACUGACCAUUUUGCUGUACACGCUGCGAUUGCUUACAUUCCUUACGUUGCCCCAGGUGCUGUUCAACUUUUUUGGAUUAGUAUUUUACAAUGCCUUCCCGGAAAAGGUAGUGCUGAAGGGGUCGCCUCUGUUGGCACCCUUCAUUUGUAUUCGUGUCGUAACCCGCGGUGACUAUCCCGAUCUAGUCAAAUCGAACGUCAUGCGAAACAUGAACACCUGUUUGGAUACAGGAUUGGAAAAUUUCCUCAUCGAAGUAGUGACCGAUAAACCCGUGAAUCUGUCGAAGCAUCGACGGACCCGGGAAAUUGUUGUGCCCAAGGAUUACAAAACGAAAACCGGUGCAUUGUUCAAGUCACGGGCAUUGCAAUACUGCUUGGAGGAUAGCGUAAACGUACUUAACAACAACGACUGGGUGGUGCAUUUAGACGAGGAAACGCUACUUACGGAAAACAGUGUCCGCGGAAUCAUCAACUUUGUCCUGGAUGGAAAACAUCCAUUUGGGCAAGGAUUAAUAACCUACGCCAACGAGAAUGUGGUGAAUUGGCUCACAACGUUAGCCGAUAGUUUUCGGGUGUCUGACGAUAUGGGAAAGCUUCGGUUACAAUUUAAAAUGUUCCAUAAGCCAUUCUUCAGCUGGAAGGGUAGCUAUGUGGUUACUCAGGUCCACGCAGAGAAGGAAGUCUCGUUCGACAACGGUAUCGAUGGUUCGGUAGCCGAGGAUUGUUUCUUCGCUAUGCGCGCUUUCGCAAAAGGAUACACUUUCAAUUUCAUCGAAGGUGAGAUGUACGAAAAAUCCCCGUUCACGCUUUUGGACUUCCUGCAGCAAAGGAAACGUUGGCUGCAAGGAAUUCUACUGGUAGUCCACUCGCAUACCAUUCCUCUGCGGAACAAACUCCUAUUGGGAAUCAGCGUCUACUCCUGGGUGACGAUGCCACUUUCCACUUCGAAUAUGAUCUUCGCCGGAUUGUAUCCCAUACCAUGCCCAAAUUUAGUGGACUUUUUAUGUGCAUUCAUCGCCGGCUUCAACAUUUACAUGUAUGUUUUCGGGGUAAUCAAAUCAUUUUCGCUGUACCGAUUUGGGGUGGUGAAAUUUCUCGCAUGUGUUCUGGGGGCCCUGUGCACUAUUCCGAUCAAUGUGAUCAUAGAAAAUGUGGCCGUCAUUUGGGGAUUAGUCGGCAAGAAGCACAAAUUUUAUGUGGUGCAAAAAGAUGUAAGGGCGCUCGUUACAGUUUAAUGUGGGAAUCAUGCUUAUUUAAGCCUUAAGCGGUUUAUGAUAUUUACAAAAGCCUAUUUCCCCAUGAGUAUGGCCAGGUAAAGUACUUUAGUACACUAUCGGAAAAUAGGCUUCUACGAAUCCAUAGAUUUUUUUGCGUCAGAGGAAAAGUAAGAUUAGAGGUUUAGCUGUUUACCUUAUGUAUAUUUAGUAGGUCUGUUUAGUAUUUUUAACUAAAAUACCAUAAAAGUUUAUGUAGAUGUUAAGGUCACAUGUUUAUGUUGGUUUAUGUCAAAAAAAAAAAUACAUCACAUGUUACAGGAACAGAUGGUUUUCCUUAUAUCAUUUUUGCUUAUUUGGAGUGGCAAUAAGUUAGGAGAAGCUGAUCAGAAAAUAAUAAAAUCAUAUCUGGAGAUUUUCAUUGUUAUUUAUUUUCGUGUAUAUUUUUGUAGCGAUAUUUUGCCGUGAUAUACAUUUUACGUGUAAAGUUAUUAUAUUUGAGAACCAUGUUCUCCAACGUGUAGUAUAUGUAAUUGGCAUUUUCUUCCGUUUAUUUAAAGAAACUUGAGAUUCUACUACUGAAAAAGUAUUCACAAAAAGCUACUUCAUCUUCAUUAUGAUGUUAUCGUUUAAUCGGCAACCAAAUCAUUCGACUUAUAAUUAAUUCUUGUUUAAUUGCAUCGAUCAACGUUCCACAAAAUAGUCACUACAUAAUGUAGAGUAAAUGAAACUCGCAUCACAAUGAACAAAACUACUUACUAAUAACAAAAUGUGCGAUUAAUAGAGUAUUUGCUGCUACAUCACAAAUAUAAAACAAUGGUUACGCAAAACAACUUAGAUAACUUACACAUAUUAAAUCGAAAUUGAUAGCAGAUCAAAAACACCUACGUCCACACAUGUUGUUCAUUAUCUAUUUAAUAUUCUAGAAAUGAUGGAAAAGCAAAAAUAUGAAAAGCGUAAAAAAUUUAAAAAAAUUAAACUGCAUAAAACCUAGUUAAUAAUCGCUAAUGUACCAUUGAUCGGAAGAAACGACAAAAAAAACUCACAAAAAAUAAACCAGAAAAUAGAAAUUAUUCCAGUAUCGGUAAUGUCUUAAGCUUAGGAAUGUUUCUAUACAUUUUUUAUGGAAGCAGCCAUUUGAUAUAAACGGAAUAAUAUAAUAGUAAUGAGUUCUAUCUCGAGAUCGCUAGAUCGAGUUAUGUCAUGUGAAACUUUGGUCAAUCACCUAUACUUUCCUAGGUUGCACAUUUCACUUUCAAUUAUUAUUUUGCAGUGCAGGGCAGUGCAGUGAGUAGCGAGCACAAACAAAAAAAAUCUCUACUCCAUUCCCCCUUUUCCUCUUCAAAGCGUGACAUGCAUGAAUGGUCUCAAUUGCAGGAUUAUUCAAUAGUGAAAGAAAAUAGAUGAUAUGAUUGAUUCGACCUGUAAUUGAAUUUCAGAUACAUAUUAAUAAAAAAAAAUACGAAUCAAGCACGUUGA